AUGGCAUCAGUAUCAUCAGGCUCCCACUACGAGACCCCGCCAGCCUCGACCGCCCCCUCCGAGUUCACGGCGAGCAGUACUCUGGCCACAGCGGAGAAGCCUCCCGACGACUCCUCGAAGCUGAAAAUGUUCCUGGGCAUCCUCAGAAAAUUCAUCGGCGUAUCAGACAUUGCAUCAGUGCGGUUUUCCUUACCGGCCCAACUCCUCGAGCCGACCCCCAACUUGGAGUACUGGAACUACCUCGACCAGCCCAACACGUUCGUAGCCAUUGGCGACUCGGACGAUGCUUUCGACAGGAUGCUGGAGGUGUUGCGGUUCUGGUUUACCAAGGACCUGAAGUACGUAAAGGGCAAGCCAUGCAAGCCCUACAAUUCGACGCUGGGGGAAUUCUUCAGGUGCAAUUGGGAGGUCCAGGACAGUAUGCCUGCUAUCACGGCAAGCAAGAUGCAACCGACGCCUGGAAGUGCGGCUUCGUCUAUGAGAUCGAAAAAGACGCCUGCAGUUUCGAGGAACCCCUCGCUACGUACAGAUACAAAGGCUACGGAUAAAAGUGGGCAGGUAGUGAAGGUCUCCUUUCUUACGGAACAGACGUCGCAUCAUCCUCCCGUGUCAGCCUUCUUCGUGGACUGUCCCGAGAAAGGGCUUACAGCACGAGGCUUUGAUCAGAUCUCAGCAAAGUUUACCGGGACAAGCAUACGAGUUACUCCUGGCGAGCACAACCUAGGGAUUUUCAUCACACUUGCAAAGCGAAAUAAUGAGGAAUACCAGCUUACACACCCAGCUGCCCACCUAGGAGGCCUACUGCGAGGUAGUCUUAGCGUAACAGUCGGUGACCUUUGCUUCGUCACCUGCCCACAAACGAAAAUCAAGACCAUCUUGCACUACAUGGAAGAAGGUUGGCUCGGCAAGACGCAGAACAAAGUCGAGGGAGUAGUAUUCCGCUACGACCCCGACAACGACACCAAGAAAUCCAUAAAGAGCGUGCCCGACAAAGAUAUUCUGGCCCACAUAUCAGGCAACUGGAAAGAGAAGCUGUACUUUUCUCUUGGACCGAAAGGCGGCGACCAAACCCUGCUGAUAGACCUCGCCCCCCUCUCCGUAGCGCCUAAGCUCAUCCCACCACAAACGGCGCAACUUCCGAACGAAUCCUUGCGUUUCUGGUCCGGCGUCACAGAAGCAAUCACAUCGCGGCAGUAUGCGCGCGCCACAGAACUCAAACAGGAGCUCGAGGAAGCGCAGAGAAUGAAAGCCAAAGAGCGGGAAGAUGCCGGCGCAGUAUGGACGCCCAGGUUCUUCGUAGAGGCUACGACGCCUUUAGGAAAACCAGAGCUGACGGAGGAGGGAAAAGAAGCGUUGAGGAGGCUACAGGAGGACCGGUGGGAGCUGAGCGAGGAUCCGGUCACUAGUGCGUAA
Molecule: messenger RNA, 1413 nt
Organism: Drepanopeziza brunnea f. sp. 'multigermtubi' MB_m1
Lineage: Eukaryota; Fungi; Ascomycota; Leotiomycetes; Helotiales; Drepanopezizaceae
Cellular component (GO): cytosol; membrane; intracellular membrane-bounded organelle
Molecular function (GO): sterol binding
Source: RefSeq, a predicted model, not a curated record